AGGGGCAGCUGGCAAGCCUGCCAAAAAGAAAAAAAGAAAAAGCGCAGCUGCUAACUGAAACUGGAGAUGUCUGUCCAGCACCCUGCCUGGGUCACCCAGCUCUGCCUGCCUGGAAUUUGCGCUCUACAUAGACCAUGAUCUGGGUGGACAGCUCUGGGAGCGGCAGCUGGGGACAUGAGAAAGGUAUCUCUUCCUUUUAACCCUUUUCAUGCCUGUCAUGCUUCCCUGCCACUUGCUUUAUGCCAAACCAGGCCAGGUCUCUCCCACCAGAUACCAGGACCCCCAAAGGGUCUGCAGCAAGCAAGGAUCUUUGACACUUUCAUGAGGACUGGUGGACUGAGAAAGGAGGAGGAAGUGGUGACUGAAGUGGUCCUUCAUUUCCGGGGGUGUCUUGGUGGAGAUGGUGUUCAGAUUAGUAGCAGUAGUAGUAUUGGAGGAAGUGUGUAUGCUAAGAGGGUCUUGGGGCAGCAUUUCCCAUUCGGAUGUGUAGAGACUUAGGAUAGGUGAAUGCUUGUCAGAAGAAAAUAUACUGCUGAGAAUGUGGGGUUAUGAUGUAAGUGAAUGUGGUCCCGGUAAGUGUCCUGGCCUGUUACUCCUUGGAAGAUGGGGCAGGCGGGGAUGGCUGUGGAAGGGUAUGCAAAUAAUCUUUCCCAGUCGCAAAACAAAAGCGGUCUUCUGUAAAUAACCUGGACCAGAGUCCUUAAUCUGAAUGGGUAUUUUUCAUUAUGAGGGACAAGUACAAAAGGGGGGGGGGAGUGGGUGAAGAUGCCUUUCUGGAUCAGAUAUCUCACAAAGAACUCGUCUGGCUUGAGAUUUGGGAGGGGAGAGAUGAUGUACAUAAUCAUAUGGGUCAGUAUGGGUGGUGGUGGGGGGAUGACUGGCUACAGAAUAAUCCAGAUGAGUAUUUAGCGCAGUUUAGGCCACGAGAUAACAGUCUUGUGGGAUAGAGUUGCUGUGGGCCCAGGUUAGGAAAGUAGAACCCUUAAGAUUUGUGAAGAGGGUUGUUGGCAAGGUAGUCUUGAAAUACUUGGACCUCCAGUUGAGGUCAGCACCAGAGUUGACACAUUCAAGGCAGAAAUGUUAAGUUUGGGAACAGAGAGCUGCGUAAUUCCAAAUGGCAUUGGUAGAUUGAAUGUCAGAAUUCUGUGGUUGGGGGAAGGUAGGAAAACUAGCUAUAAUGCUGAUGUCGUAUGUGUUCUUGGAGCUGGGGUGCUUUAUAACAAGGAGUGCUUUAUUCUGUUGGGUUCUCACGUGAAAAAACAGAAGUAAUGUCUUAAAAUGGGUUCAUCUGGCAAGCCUGAAUCCUUUUCUUUCCUAAUGCAGGAAUAGGAGGGUGCAGGGGGGUGGGGAGAAUUGCUAGUGGUUUUCCAUGGGAAGUAGGUGGGUGGAGUCCCAAGUUCAGGCUGCCUGUGACACUUGACUGCAGGUUUUCUUGUAAUGCUACAUAACUGUUGUCGGCAGUUCCAGCACUGGGCCUGGAGGAAAGGAACAUGCUCCUGCAGUUCAUGAAUAAAUAUAGUGUGCCUGUUAGGGGGAUGAGUGGGUGGGUUGAAGGUAGGUCACCCUUGGGAGACGCCUGUCCUGCAGAGGAAAAAUUUGCAGGAUGUUCUGGGGUAGGUGGGUGGGUUAAAGAAAUGCGAGGGGAAAGGAUGCCUGGAAUGGGGAAGGUCUGAUCACUACUUUGUGGUUCAGAGAAGGCAGCUCUUUUUUAAAAAAGGGUAGUUCAGCAGGGCAAGAGCUUUCAGUUAGAUGGGAUGGCUAGCACAGAAGGCAGCUCUGCUGUCUGAAGCCUGGGAGCUGGCAAGGCAAGGCACAGCACGCAUGGCAAGCCGGGGUUCUCAAGUUGCAUCAGGUGGCUGGAAAUGCAGAGAUUCCCCACCCCUUUAUGCAAAUGCCUAGAAUGGCACCACAGGCUGAUGCAAGCCCGCUAUGGAGCAGCAAUCCAGAAUGACAAUUGGCCCUCCCUCGCCAGCCAGCCAGCCGUCUGAGCAGUUAAAGCUGCAGACUCCCGCCUGCCUGGGCCGAAAGAGCACUGCUGCGUAGCAUGGGCAGCCAGGAGGAGACAGCUCUGUUGCUGUUCAUGGAGUUCGCGAUCUGCGCCCCGGAGCAGCCUCUUUAUAGAGCCGCCCCUGGCCAGUUCUCAGUGCAGAAUGGCUGUAGGUGGGGGAAAGGAGUCUGGAGCCCCACGGCAGUGGGGGUGGUCCAGAAAGAGAGUGGGGAAGGUGGGGCAGCCCCCUGUUCUGAAGGAAGGCUGGAACUUUGAGGACAUUGAUUUAAUUGACAUCCUGUGGAGACAGGAUAUCGACCUUGGAGCUGGCCGUGAGAUUUUUGACUACAGCCAUCGCCAGAAAGAGAACGAAGUGGACAAAGAAGCCAGCAACGGGCAGGAGUGCGGGGAUGGCUGGAGGAGCCGAGGGGGCGAUGUCGCUGAAAGGGCCCUGCUAGUGGAUGGCGAGACAGGGGAGAGCUUCCCUGCACAGGUGCCUGGUGUGGAGGACCAGACAGCCUUGUCUUUGGAGGAGUGCCUUAGGCUGCUGGAGGCCACAUUUCCCUUUGGGGAGAAUUCAGAGUUUCCAGCUGCAGAUGCCCCCACCCUGACUGAAGCUGUGCCUAGCGAGAGUGGGACGUCUGUUGUCCCAAAUGGGCUCCUGUCUCCUCUUCUGACAGAGACUGAGUUGCCCUUUGAUCUGGAGCAGCAGUGGCAAGACCUCAUGUCUAUCAUGGAAACGCAGGGUAUGGAGGUCAACAGCACAGCAGCUGCAGAGAACUUGUACAACAGCACAGGCGGAGACAUCCUGACAACCAAUUACAGCCUUGCACCUUCCACCCCCAUCAAUCAGAAUGUCAGCCUGCAUCAGGCAUCACUAGGCAGCUGCACCCAGGACUUCCCUUCCCUGUUCAACUCUGAGAUUGAGAGCCCUUCGCUAGCUGGCAGCUCAGCUUUGUUGCAGCUGGUUCCUGACAACUCCACUGGCUUCAGCUCCACCUUUGCCUCAACCAACUUGAGUGGGAUCUUUUUCCCUCUUCAGCUUAACAACACUGCAAAUGAAACAUCUGGGCCUGACCUUCCAGAUCCUCUAGGGGGACUCCUAGAUGAAGCCAUGCUGGAUGAGAUUAGCUUGAUGGACUUGGCUAUCGAAGAAGGCUUCAACCCAGUGCAGGCCUCCCGCCUGGAGGAAGAGUUUGAUUCAGACUCGGGGCUCUCCCUGGACUCAAGCCACAGCCCUGCCUCUCUCAGCAGUUCAGAAGCCUCUUCCUCAUCGUCUUCGGCAUCUUCCUCCUUUUCCGAGGAAGGUGCUGUAGGCUACAAUUCAGACUCUGAAAACGUGGACUUUGAAGAGGUGGAAGGGGCUGUUGGGUACCAGCCGGAGUACAGUAAGUUCUGUCGCAUGAGCUAUCAGAACCCUUCCGAGCUGCAUUACCUGCCUUACCUAGAGCAUGUGGGUCAUAACCACACCUACAACAUGGCCCCCAGGACCUUGGAUACUGACGAGCCUGAGCCAGCCAGUGUGGGAAAGAAGAGUGCCAAGGAGAAACAGGUAGACUUCCUGGAUAAACAGAUGAGCAGAGAUGAGCAUAGAGCCCGAGCCAUGAAAAUCCCUUUCCCCAAUGAGAAGAUCAUUAACCUACCUGUAGAAGAAUUCAAUGAACUCCUAUCCAAGUACCAGCUGAGUGAGGCCCAGCUGAGUCUCAUCCGGGAUAUCCGUAGGCGGGGGAAGAACAAGAUGGCUGCCCAGAACUGUCGCAAGAGGAAGCUGGACACUAUCCUCAAUCUAGAAAGGGAUGUGGAGGACUUGCAAAGGGACAAGUCGAAGUUGCUCAGGGAGAAGGUAGAAUUCCUCAGGUCUCUACGCCAGAUGAAGCAAAAGGUGCAGAACCUCUACCAGGAGGUAUUCGGCCGCCUACGUGAUGAGAAUGGCCAGCCCUACUCCCCAAAUCAGUAUGCCCUACAGUAUGCCAAUGAUGGCAGUGUGAUACUAAUACCACGCUCCUUGGCUGACCAGCAGGGCAGGCGGCAAGAAAGGAAACAGAAAGACAGAAGGAAGUGAGAGGUGGUGAUGAUCGGCAGAAGAGUGCAGAACUCACUGAAACUACAUCUGGAGAAGGGCUGAGCCCAGAAGGAAGCUGAAGGAACUUUCAUGCCCUUCUUAUCCAAUAUAUCUUCUCAAACCAUAGCAGCUGCCAGUCAGUGUAUACGAGCAGACUGCAGGGCGGGGAGGGGGCCAACAAGUCUGGAGGGGGCAAAAUGGCAAAGCAUGUUGGGAAAGACCUGUGCCCCCAGCAGCCUGGAACCCAUUAUGGAAUGUUGUGGGGGUGGGGGAAGAUACCUGGCAUAACAUGUAUGUGGGAAGGGGUAGAAAAGUUGAGUUGUUACAGCUGGGAUUUUUAAAGAUAAGGGGGUAGAUUUUGUGGACAGAUGGAGCAGGCUUAAGAGAGCAUUUUGUUUUCUUUCAGCUUUCAAAAAGAUGGGUAUGUUGGGCAGCUGGGUUUUUCAGAACCUGUUUUAUGACAUUAGUUGUGUGUAAUUUAAAAACACAACUGUAUCUCACAAUUAGCUAGCAUCCCUUCCUUAGUUUGGGGGUGGGGGGACCAUAGUAGGUGGAAAGCACUAAGUUGAGUUUGGUUACAGAAAGGGGAUGUUUUCUUAUCCCUUCUGAGUGUAGGGGAAAGGUUUCCACUUAAGGAGAGAAACCAUACAGCUUUUUAAAACCUGCCAUAACUGUUGAAAGGCUGGGACUGGAAAGGGUUAAUGGAACAGCUAUGGUGGUGCAUCUUCCCAUUAAACACGUACCAAGCAUGUCACUCUGCCUGUGUGGAGGAGCGGGCAUGGGUGCUGUCCCCCAGAGGCAUAGCAAGAUGGCAUACAAUAAACUGCAUGCUCCAGUAUGCCAUCUUUCCCACUAAUUGACUUGAAGAAACUGCUUGGGGGAGGAUUUGGGGGGGGGGUGCAAUUAUGAAGACUGGCUUCCUCAGCUGGCUGGGGUGGGUGUGGUCAUUACCAUUUGGUCUACAGCACAAAUGGGUUUGAUUCCUCUUAAAGUAGGUUUGUGGCAUAGGGAGAAUUGCCUUCUCCAUGGGUACUUGAGUUUUAAUGAACUGUUGUAGAGCAAUGUCCACCUGGUCUCUCCUUACCCUUUUGCACUGUAGACUGAUCUCAUAGCAUACAUCUAGUAAAGCAAGGGCAAUGAUGCCACCUCCCACAAAGACCAAGGCUGCUGAAAGGUUUUUUUUUUUUUUUGCCAUAGAGACUGUGUUAAAUACUGUGUGAUUUCACAGCUGGCUUCCCUUCUGGUAUUUUUGGAGGGUUACUCUGUCCACCCCUUCCUCCCUUUCUUAAGAGUAAGGCAAAGGAUGAGGGUAGUGCCUUGAACACGGCUGGCCUCAAGCUAUGGAGCAGUCCUUGAAGCAGUUAAACUUGCAGUAUAGCACAGCUGGAAGUAUUACUGACCUUACCAGCACCUGCAGAACUUAAUGGGCUUUGGUUCCCACCCCCACCCCAUUAGCUAGCCAGUCCUGUGUACAUGAUGGUGUAGCACUGAAAUGGGCAUCCUCCAGAGGGGGGUGGGUAUGAUGUGCUGUUUAAAGGACAAACAAGGCAGCCUGGUGUUCCAAUUGAUCUUGUCUUCUCAUGGCCUAGGUUUUUGCAGAGUGUGAGCAGGGGGGUGGGCGAGAUGAGCCUCUUCUGCCUCUCUUGUUGCCUGCAAGGUGUGACAGCAUGAAAACUUGAAGCACAAAGUGUGUCAGCUGUGGCUGGGGUUGCUGUGUGCUUCGGAUGGAGCCCUGAUGUGUGCAUGUGUUAAUUUAUUUUUUUCCUUUUAGAGAUUUUUAUGUUGAAUGGUUUCUGUGACCUGUUGGGGAGAGGAGAGUGUGAGCGAGCACAGGACAAAAAAAUAAAAAAGGCUUAUUCACUAUUUAA
Eublepharis macularius is the source of this 5917-nucleotide messenger RNA. RefSeq names its product NFE2 like bZIP transcription factor 1 (gene NFE2L1). Gene Ontology annotation, molecular function: RNA polymerase II cis-regulatory region sequence-specific DNA binding; DNA-binding transcription factor activity, RNA polymerase II-specific. Gene Ontology annotation, biological process: regulation of transcription by RNA polymerase II. Gene Ontology annotation, cellular component: nucleus. Lineage: Eukaryota; Metazoa; Chordata; Lepidosauria; Squamata; Eublepharidae. Bases 2151 to 4049 code for a protein of 632 amino acids. The transcript has 5 exons. The record is from RefSeq and is a predicted model, not a curated record.